GGGUCCAGGAGGCUCUGGGGGGCCAGGUGGGUGACAAUAAGACUGGCCCCCCCAAAAAGAAAACUUUUGGGUGUUCAUCAUUUUGUUUUUCUCUCUCCUGGAGACUUAGAAAGUCUUUUUGAAAACCCCCUUUCAUCUCUGCUGAGCUUAGGGUAGGAAGUCCUAGGCUGCCAAGGCGGGGUGGGCCAGGGCCGCUGGCUUCAUGCCCACACUUGAUCUUGGAAGACGAGGCUGUCGUCACCUCUGUUCACCUUUGAUGAGUUCUCCUAGUUAGGACACCACGCCCUGCAGGGUCCAGCCUGUGAAGUGCUUGCCUGCCGGCCCCACCUUCCCCCCACCCCCAAGUGGAAUAAGCCGCUCAGGUUUCUGGUAAUUUCAUCGGGGCUGCAUCACAUUGCUGGAGCUGAGAUAGCAUCUUCCCAUGGUAACCCUUCCCUGCAGAGCUCCCUGCAGCCAGCCCAGCUCAGAGGGGGGACACUGAGGAGGGGUGAGCUAGGGGCAUGAGGGUCCUGGGGCUAGGGCAGCUUGCUGGGAUGCUGGCAUAGGGAUCCGGAACACACCACCUGCCACUGGGGACUGACAGAAAAGGAGAGGGAGUAGGAGCUGGGCGAGGAACCAGGAGAGGCCCCUACCUUCUGCUGCCUGUGCAGACUGGCCUGCCGACACCGUCAAUUGGCUCUGCCAACAAACCCCCACCCACACAAGCACAAGAGCCACCCCUCCAAGGCCAGGCAGAGUGACACCUGGAUUCCACAAUCCACCCUCACUGCAGGCAGCUCACAGAGGGGGCAACGCGGGACCAACUGCAAGACAGCAGCCCAGGCAACUGGCCAAUUAGGCUCCCCCUUGGGGUCUGCAUCCAGCAUCAUGACCCAGGGUGCCUCUGAGCCAGACGCCCAUCGCUGGGGCUGGGACAUGGAUGGGGACGAGGACUGGGACAAUGUGGUGCUGACCCUGCUGGCGCUGGCUGUGGUGGCUGCCACAGCGCUGGCCUUGCACUGGUUCGGCUCCGGGCAGGACCAGGAGAUGAUGGGACCAGAGUCUGCAACCUCCCACCCCCAGCCUCCUCAGGCGAGAGGAUCCGGGUCAGCCCUGCACCCAAAGAUCAAGGUCAGUGGUGGAGUCGAGGGACCACAACAGGGGAAGUCAGGCCCUCCCGGAUGCUACCAGGGGAGUCCUGUUGCCACAGAGGCCCAGGGCCAGGAGCUCUCCGGCAGGGAAGGCCUGGGUGCCACAGUAGGGCCUACACCCCAGAUGCCUGGAAAGGUGGUCAGCAGCACAGCCCGUGGACAGAAGCAUGGCAACAACACCUCAGAAGCCGCUCAAGGCACAGAAAGGCAGCCUCUCAGGCCAGGCACUGCCCCCCUGGGAAGGAGCAAAGCAGGGGGGACGGCCAGCUCCAUCCUGAUCCAUUUCACACCUCGGGAUCCUGGCAGAGAAGCAGAGGAGGGGGCAGGGGCAAUCUGUCCGAAGGAGCCAGCACACCAGACCCCUGGUCAUGCAGCUGAACAGGACACCAGCGCCUGGCAGCCAAAGAUGGGGCUGCCUCAUCCACGGGGCAGAGGCUGGGGCAGCCGGCGGCAGCCAGCAGACACCUGCUCAAGAGACAGACCCUGCCGCUUGCCCAGGCUGGACCCGCUGAGGCUGGGUGCUGUGGUGAGUGUGUGGGAUGCUGUAGACGCCACUGUGGCCACUGCUGCUGUGGACACCCCUGCCUGCAGGCUCCUGGCAGUUUCCCAGCCUUCCCCUUCCCCUCAGGGAUCUGUCCCCCAGGAGAGGCCUGUGUCACACAACAUGCAGGCUGGGCCCCUGGCCGAUGUCUCAGAGAAGGGUCACAGGAAGAGCAGCCCCCAACCAGUCCAAAUCCUGGCUCUGGGCUCAGGGGCCAUGACUAGUGGGAAUGGAGACACUCUAGGGGGCCCAGGUAGUGCCCCCGAGGAAGGCUGGCCUUGGGCAAGGAGGGAGGUCCUGAUCACCAGAAGCUUCAGCCAGGGUCCGGGCUCCAUGGACCCAUCAUUACCAGGUGGGCCACGUGGGGGAUGCCCACAUUCGUCCCAAGGGUGGGAGACCCCAGAGGCCUGCAACAUGGCCAAGACUGGGGUGGGUGGCUCCAGAGAUGCCCACUCCUUCUUGAGCCCAGGGUUGAGCAGGACAGAAAAGCAAGGGGGCCACAGCCUUGGAGAAGGGAGAGGUUCCUGGCAGGUUGAGGGGGAGCAGAGCUGUGGGCAGGCAACUGGCAGCCAGGCUGCUGAUCCGGAGCCCAGGCAGCUCCUGGACAGAGAGAAGCCAACCCCAGGCCUCUCAAGAAGUAUACCGAGCUGCAGUCCCUCCCCAAGUCCCCUGGCCACCCCACCCACAGGCGCGCCUUCUGAGCAACCCCCCUCUACGUCCUUGCCUGCAGCUCAUCCCCUUGGGGGUUGCCCACAUGUAGCCUCCACUCUUCCAACCUCCUCUCCUUCUUCAGAAGUGGCUCCCUCCGAAGUUAGUCAGGGUCCUUUUGAGAAUGAACAUUUCAGAGCAGCCCCACCCCCAACUCUAGUCCCAGCCCCAGCCCCAACUUCAACCCCACCUCCAACUCCAGCCCUGACCACAACCCUAGCCCCAACCCCAGCCCCAACUUCAACCCCACCUCCAACUCCAGCCCUGACCACAACCCUAGCCCUUACCCCAGCCCCAACUUCAACCCCACCUCCAACCCCAGCCGUGACAACUCUAGCCCCUACCCAAGCCCCAACUUCAACCCGACCUCCAACCCCAGCCAUGACCACAACCCUAGCCCCUACCCCAGCCCCAACUUCAACCCCACCUCCAACCCCAGCCAUGACCACAACCCUAGCCCCUACCCCAGCCCCAACUUCAACCCCACCUCCAACCCCAGCCAUGACCACAACCCUAGCCCCUACCCCAGCCCCAACUUCAACCCCACCUCCAACCCCAGCGUUGACCACAACUCUAGCCCCUACCCCAGUCCCAACUUCAACCCCACCUCCAACCCCAGCGUUGACCACAACUCUAGCCCCUACCCCAGCCCCAACUUCAACCCCAGCUCCAAUCACAACUCCAGCCCCCAUUCCAACCCUAGCCCUGACCCCAACUCUAGCCCCAGCCCCAACCCCGGCCCUCACUCCAACUCCAGCCCCAGCCCCAACCCCGGCCCUCACUCCAACUCCAGCCCCAACCCUAACUCCAGUCCCAGUCCCAAUCCUAGUCCCAACUCCAAUUCCAGCCCCAACCCCAACCAGUUCUGUGCGGACUCCGGCUUCUCAGGAGCCCAGGAUGGCUCUCUCCAGGGACUGUCUGGAGGAGCAGGUCUCAGGCAGCUGGGGAAACCUCGUCGCAAUGGUUCUUAAAAGUCACCCCUUUCCCAGGCAAGAGAGGCCCCAAGAGGGAGCCUCAAGGGCAGAUCCCAAUGACCUUGCAGACUCCAGGAACAGUGUAUCAGGUCCUUCUGAAGGCUCAGUCUCCAGCAUGGGGGAAAAGGGCAGGCCUCCAGUGGGGCAGGCUGCAGGGGCAGUAAUCAGGCAUCUGGCUGAAGACCCAUUCCAGCUGCAGCCGAGAGGCUCCCAGAUCGACAGGGCUCCCGCCCCAGGUCGAACGCUGAGUCCAGGAGGAACUGGAGUUGAGGAGAAAAGCCAUGGCUCAAUGCUGCCCUGCGCCACAGAUCCCCUGCCAACCCCUCGGACCAGGAAGCACAGCCUAUCUGAGGUGACAGAGAGCUCUGGGCUUGUGAUCCGCCCAGCUGCCCCUGGGCAGCGCCAGGAAGCUGUGCAGGGGCAGGAGGCCGGGCCUGCGGGCCGCGGGGGAACCCUCAAGGAGAAGCAGGAGGAGGCCCGCAAACUCAUGGUUUUUCUGCAGAGACCCGGGGGUUGGGGCGUGGCCGAAGUGCCACGGAAGCCUAGCACCCAGCCCCCGGCGCUGCCGGCCAUGGUGGCAGCGCUGCGGCGGCGGCUGGACUUGGGCAGCUGCCUCGAGGUGCUGGCCUUCGCCCAGCAGCACGGCGCGCACGGCCUGGCCCAGGACACCUACGCCGUGAUGAGCGACAACCUGCUGCACGUGCUUGGGGACCCCCACCUGUACCGGCAGCUGAGCGGAGCAGACCGUGAGCGCAUUUUGAGCCUUCGGACUGGCCGUGGCCAGGCUGUCCUCGGGGUCCUCAUGCUGCCCAGUCUCUACCAGCUGACCCGCCCUGGGCUCUCUGGCGCCCCGAAAGGCGAGGAGGCUUCUACGGCCGGGUCUGUGCCCCUGCCUCCCGCGCAUCUGCACGUGUUCAACCUUCAAGAGAACACCUGGCGGCCCCUGACCCAAGUUCCCGCGGAGGCCCCUCUCCGGGGCUGCGGCCUCUGUACGAUGCACAACUACCUGUUCCUGGCGGGAGGCAUCCGCGGCUCAGGGGCCAAGGCCAUCUGCUCCAAUGAGGUCUUUUGCUACAACCCUCUGACCGACAUCUGGACUCAGGUGCAGCCCAUGCGGCAGGCCCGAGCCCAGCUCAAGCUGGUGGCCCUGGAUGGGCUGCUCUACGCCAUCGGGGGUGAGUGCCUCUACAGCAUGGAGCGCUACGACCCCCGCACGGACUCCUGGACCUCUCGCGCGCCCCUCCCUGCAGGCACCUUCCCUGUGGCACACGAGGCUGUGGCCUGCCGUGGGGACAUCUAUGUCACAGGGGGCCACCUGUUCUACCGCUUGCUCAGGUACAGCCCCGCCAAGGACGCAUGGGAUGAGUGUCCCUACAGUGCCAGCCACCGGCGCUGCAGCGACAUAGUGGCGCUGGGCGGCUUCCUCUACCGCUUUGACCUCCUCCGGGGCGUGGGCGCUGCGGUGAUGCGCUACAACACCGUGACCGGCUCCUGGAGCCGUGCUGCCUCCCUGCCCCUGCCGGACCCAGUGCCCCUGCGCUGCACUGUGCUGGGGAACACCAUCUACUGCCUAAACCACCAGGUCACCGCCACCUUCACUGUCUCUGAUGCUACCGCUCAGUUCCAGGCCCAGGAACUGCAGCCCUGUCCGGGGGGGAGUAAGGGCGUUCUCUGCCCGUUUGUCCUGACCCUGCCCCCUGCGGCCCCGCUGCAGACCGCGCUCUGA
Loxodonta africana (African savanna elephant) is the source of this 5079-nucleotide messenger RNA. RefSeq names its product kelch domain containing 7B (gene KLHDC7B). Bases 868 to 5079 code for a protein of 1403 amino acids. Gene Ontology annotation, molecular function: protein binding. The record is from RefSeq and is a predicted model, not a curated record. NCBI's taxonomy places the organism in Eukaryota, Metazoa, Chordata, Mammalia, Proboscidea, Elephantidae. The transcript has a single exon.